AUGGACAAAAUUUCAUCAAAAUUUGAAGUGUUGAGUAAAAAAGGUUGCCUUGUUAGCUCACCAGACGAUGAUAUAACACUGGAAAUCAAAGGAACAAUACCAGCGGGCGGUUCAACCACAAAAAUCUACGGCGGAAUUUUGUCGAAUUUCGGCGAAAUGUCCGACUAUCGCUCAAUGAAUUUUUUGCUUCAACAUGAUUGUACAGAUCGUGGAUAUUAUGGUGCGAGAGUUCAUGUUGGUUUGUAUACGCGAUGCUUGGAAGCUUUUCUGUUUUGUAAUGUUACUUUUCGGCAAGAUAUAACGAAUAUGGAUGGAGAAUAUAGAUCAAGGGGUAGAGCAGUGCAUUAUAAUUUCUGA
This is a messenger RNA of Caenorhabditis angaria, 357 nucleotides long. The record is from the annotation of a GenBank genome assembly. NCBI's taxonomy places the organism in Eukaryota, Metazoa, Nematoda, Chromadorea, Rhabditida, Rhabditidae.